AUGGCAGAUCAGAUGCCUGGAGCCGAGGAGUCGGUUCUUCUGCAUCCAAAGGUGAUCUGCACCGGCUCCGAAGCGCUCUGUGCUUUGAGCAACUAUUUGAUCACCACCUCGUUGGGAGGCCUCUCGGGCAUCAAGGGAACCAUUCCCAUUUUGAUGGUGGCCAUCGGUUCCCGAAUCAGCGAUCGCUGCCCCCUCCACUUAGAAGAUACCUGGCUGGAGAGCUGGGUCAGUAUUGGUAUGUUAUCAGCUUUACUGCUCCUGGAAAUUCUGGCAGAUUGUAUCCCAGCACUAGCCUCGUGCUCCGACAGCCUCAUGCUGCUGAUUAAGCCUCUUUUGAGCGUCGCGCUGGCGCUCUCGCCCAGUUAUGGGAACCUUUAUGGAAUCAGUUCUUUCGUUGGCUGGCUAGCGGCCUUCUCAUCAGCCCUAUUGGCCAUCCUGGUGGCCUUCAUGAAGGCUGCCUGGACCUUGGCCUGCGACGCUGGCUCUGCGGGUCUUUGCAGCCAAGUGAGGAGUGCCACGGAGAGCUUAGUUACAGGUUUGCUGGCCUUCGUGGUCUUUCUGGUGGGGCUAGUGGCCGCAGCCGUUGUCUUGGCAGUGUCACAGUUCCUAGCACGCCGCUGGCUGAAAUCCCAAGAAAACCUGACGUCAGACUCAAGUGAAAGUGAUGGCAGUGAUUCCAACGCGUGA
Molecule: messenger RNA, 687 nt
Organism: Durusdinium trenchii
Lineage: Eukaryota; Dinophyceae; Suessiales; Symbiodiniaceae
Source: the annotation of a GenBank genome assembly